UUGAGGGUUUCUAGGGAAAAUAUAGUGCAGAUAAUACGUAUAAUUGUGUAUAUCUACAGUAAAAGUUUAUUGUAUGUGUAAGGUGUAAUGCGUAUGUACUAAAAUUAAAAGAGAGAUUAAAGCAUCCCGCGAUAGACAGAGAAAGAUAAUGAAUUGAGGAAAGGGAAAGAGUAAUGUCAGACGCCAUCUUGCGAUAGGCGGUUGCCGUGGGAGAGGCAGCACCGUGGAGCCGCAAGUCUACGGUGUUGUUGAAAAAAUAUUUACCCAAAAUAAUAAAUGAUAUAAUAUAUUUCUAUAUGUAAUCAUAGUUCUUGAUAAUUAAGUAAUAUUAAAAUAAACUUGCGUGUUGUGUUAUUUGUUAUAAAUGUGACAACUGCGGUGGAUUACAGUGAAAUAAUAAUUGUAAUAAUAAUAAAGAAAAGAAAAGAAAAUAUACAGUAGAUGUGUGUAAUAAUAACGUAAAUAAAUAUAAUAUAGUAAAAAGUUUUUUAAAGCACUGGAGGGUAAGGGCCAUUAAUCAGCCGAUCUGAUGGGUAGUAAAGACCACCGGGAUAUUAGGCUCGUGGAAGGGCAGUACCGGGCUGUAGAUUUUAACGCGUUUAUUUAGUGUCGAUUUACUGAAGGAGUAGAGGGAAUUUAGAAGUGAGACGGAGACGGAAAGAGGCCCGGUACUAGCUACUAUGCUCAGGAGAAGGGUUAAAGAAUACGAAAUACGAAUAGAUUAACCAAAAUUUGUCGAAAAAAAUCAAAGUUUAACGAAGUAAACGUUGUCAUUGAUUGAAUAGGAAUGAAUAAAUCACCAGAUGUGAAAGUCAAAUAAAAUUUCUGGUUUUAAAUGAUUUAAUAGUGAUUGGCUCUCUCGUGCACGCGGGUGAUUGAUGUGUCAUCGUGGUGGUACAUAUAUAUCCAAAUGAAGGAGUUGGCUGCGAGUGAGAGAAUCGCGAUAAUGGACACAAAGUUUUGUUCAAUUAAAUGAAUAUUAAUAUUUAAGUGACAAAGGAUUAAUAAUAAUAAUAACAACAAAAAGUGUACAAGUGAAAAGGAAAUAAUCGUGUUGAAUAAAACGACAAGGUGCACUGCUGGCAGUUGCUACUACGAAAACGACGACGAGGACGAGGAAGACGGAGAUAAAGACGAGAACAACAACGACGACGACGACAUUGAUCAUUAUCACCGUGGCAUCAAGAUAAUAUCGGGCGAAACGAGGCAGCCGAGAAGCAGCCGCCUCCUGCCGCCUGCAUUGAACAUUUACAGGCAGCAGCAGAGCAGGCACACUAAAUUCGCUAACUCGCGCUACCUCUACCCCUCACCUCUUCCUUUUAUACAUCUUUACUCUCAUCAUAAUUGUCAUCCAUAAUAUUAUUGUUAUUGUCAUCAUCAAACUCAUUAACCUUGACAACCUCCUCGUGAGGAUUUGGCUGGUUUAAAUCAUGGCGUGCUGCCUGUCGGAAGAGGCCAAGGAACAAAAACGUAUUAACCAGGAGAUUGAGCGACAACUUAGAAGGGACAAGCGAGAUGCUAGGCGGGAACUCAAAUUGUUGCUUCUUGGUACUGGUGAAUCAGGGAAAUCAACAUUCAUCAAACAAAUGAGAAUUAUUCACGGUUCUGGUUAUUCGGACGAAGACAAAAGAGGCUUUAUCAAGCUUGUAUACCAAAAUAUAUUUAUGGCAAUGCAGUCAAUGAUAAGGGCGAUGGAUCUCCUUAAAAUUUCAUACGGUGAUAGCUCAAGUCAAGAAAAAGCAGAGUUAGUCAGGAGCGUAGAUUUUGAAACUGUGACGACAUUUGAAAGUCCGUAUGUAGAGGCUAUUAAGGAUCUGUGGGCAGAUUCCGGUAUUCAGGAAUGUUAUGAUCGACGACGAGAGUACCAACUUACGGAUUCCGCCAAAUACUAUCUUUCUGACUUAGACAAUAUUAGUAAACCGGAAUAUCUUCCUUCCGAACAAGACAUUCUUCGAGCGAGAGCUCCUACAACUGGUAUUAUUGAAUAUCCUUUUGAUUUGGACAGCAUCAUAUUUAGAAUGGUAGACGUCGGCGGCCAGAGAUCGGAAAGAAGAAAAUGGAUUCAUUGUUUUGAAAACGUCACUUCAAUCAUAUUUUUAGUAGCUUUAAGUGAAUAUGAUCAAAUUUUGUUUGAAUCUGAGAAUGAGAAUCGAAUGGAAGAAAGUAAGGCGUUAUUUAAAACAAUUAUCACAUAUCCCUGGUUUCAACAUUCUUCAGUAAUUUUGUUUUUAAAUAAGAAGGAUCUGCUCGAAGAAAAAAUAAUGUACUCUCAUCUUGUCGAUUAUUUUCCCGAAUACGAUGGACCAAAACAGGAUCAUGUAGGAGCAAGAGAGUACAUUUUAAAAAUUUAUCUGUCGUCAAAUCCCGAUCCAGAUCGAAGUUGUUACUCGCAUUUUACUACUGCUACAGAUACUGAGAACAUCAAGCUUGUGUUUUGCGCUGUUAAAGAUACAAUUAUGCAAAGCGCACUCAAAGAAUUCAAUCUUGCUUAAAUAAAUGUUUAACACAAAUUUUAAUUAUUUAUUAUAAUUAUAGCUUAUGAAAAAAAGAAUUAUAA
Molecule: messenger RNA, 2557 nt
Organism: Cotesia glomerata
Lineage: Eukaryota; Metazoa; Arthropoda; Insecta; Hymenoptera; Braconidae
Gene: Galphaq
Product: guanine nucleotide-binding protein G(q) subunit alpha
Exons: 10
Coding region: 1431-2492 (353 amino acids)
Biological process (GO): adenylate cyclase-modulating G protein-coupled receptor signaling pathway; phospholipase C-activating dopamine receptor signaling pathway
Cellular component (GO): heterotrimeric G-protein complex
Molecular function (GO): G-protein beta/gamma-subunit complex binding; G protein-coupled receptor binding; GTPase activity
Source: RefSeq, a predicted model, not a curated record